AUGAGAUUCUCCAACGUUUUAGUUCCAAUGGUGAUGCUGGCUACUCUUGCCAGAGCCGAGGAUACAACUAUCAUCACCAGCACUGUCACGGUUACCGAGACUCUGUUGACGCCUUCAGAGAGUUCUGCCUUGGCUGAGUCAAUCGCCUCCGUGUCCUCUGCUUCUGUCGCUUCUGUUUCUUCUGUUUCUGUUGCUUCCAUUAAGUCUGUUUCUUCUGCUUCCGCUGCUUCUGCUAAGUCUGUUUCUUCUGCUUCUUCUGCUUCUUCUGCUUCUGCUGCUUCUGCUGCUUCUGCCGAGUCUGCCUCCGCUGCCUCUGCUGCCUCUGCUUCGUCUGCUUCGUCUGCUUCUGUUGCUUCUGUUGCUUCCAUUUCGAAGGCUUCAGCAGCAGCUGCUUCGUCGAUCUCGAAGGCCUCAGUUGCCUCGGUUUCUUCCGCUUCCGCUGCUUCUGUGGCUUCCGUGAGCAGUUUGUCUGCUGCAAACGGACUGUUGGCUAUUGCCUACGAUUCCACCAACAGAACAUCCACAGUGUCGUCUACGACUACCCACCAUAACAAGACAACACACCUUUCCACCAUCACCUCCACCCUCAGCAACCACACAACGCUGCACAACACGACGACGCUGAUAACCAAGACCACAUCUAAGAAGUCUUCGUCUUCCGUUGUGCCUACCACCGACUCCUCUUCCGCUUCUGCCUCCGCCUCGACUGCAGCUUCCUCUUCCUCCUCGGGCGAGGGAAACAAGUUCCAGGUGUCUGGUCUCACUUUGGGAGUUGCUGGUAUGAUCGUGGCAGCGUUGCUGUGA
Messenger RNA from Kuraishia capsulata CBS 1993, 804 nucleotides. RefSeq lists its product as uncharacterized. The coding region runs from base 1 to 804 and encodes 267 amino acids. The record is from RefSeq and is a predicted model, not a curated record. The transcript has a single exon. NCBI's taxonomy places the organism in Eukaryota, Fungi, Ascomycota, Pichiomycetes, Pichiales, Pichiaceae.